Messenger RNA from Linderina pennispora, 1245 nucleotides. Its product is annotated as WD40 repeat-like protein. The transcript has a single exon. Gene Ontology annotation, biological process: positive regulation of anaphase-promoting complex-dependent catabolic process; anaphase-promoting complex-dependent catabolic process; positive regulation of ubiquitin protein ligase activity. Gene Ontology annotation, cellular component: anaphase-promoting complex. The coding region runs from base 1 to 1245 and encodes 414 amino acids. Lineage: Eukaryota; Fungi; Kickxellomycota; Kickxellomycetes; Kickxellales; Kickxellaceae. Gene Ontology annotation, molecular function: protein binding; anaphase-promoting complex binding; ubiquitin ligase activator activity. The record is from RefSeq and is a predicted model, not a curated record.
AUGGAGUCGGCGCAGCUCAGUCUGGCACAGGGCAACAACAAGUGCCUCGACAGUGCUGACCUGGCGUUCCAGAACAUAGUUGCAAAGGGACUGGGACUAGACCCGAAUAAGCGCAUUUUGGCGUUCAAGGCAGAGGCGCCGGGCAGCGAUAAGCCCGACUUGCGGCAGACGCACGGCCAGCUAGCCUUGAAGUCAUCUGCAUCGACGUCAACUAAGCGCCGUAUUCUGAACACCCCCGAGCGCGUGCUCGAUGCGCCUGGGCUUAUCGAUGACUACUAUCUCAAUUUACUGGACUGGUCGUUUGGAAAUGUCCUUGCAAUUGGGCUUGAACAGAGCGUUUACAUGUGGAAUGCGAGCUCGGGGGAUGUGAGCAACCUCUGCCAGCUCGAGGGUGAGGAGUACAUUGCGAGCAUCAAGUGGUCAGCGGAUGGAUCAUAUCUGGCCAUUGGCACCAGCGAGGGCGACGUGCAGAUCUGGGAUGCUGAGUCGCAGACCAAGAUCCGUACCAUGUCGGGACACCAGGCACGCGUCGGAGUCAUGUCCUGGGACAAACACAUUGUAUCAUCUGGGUGCCGUGAUGGCAGCAUCUGGAACCACGACGUGCGUGUAUCUAACCACAAGGUUUCUGAGCUGAUCGCGCAUGAGAGCGAGGUAUGUGGGCUGACCUGGCGCUCCGAUGGCAAUCUGCUGGCCAGCGGCGGUAACGACAACUUGGUGAAUAUAUGGGAUGCCCGCUCGAAUGUGCCCCGGUUCUCCAAAACACAGCAUACGGCGGCUGUUAAGGCGCUGGCAUGGAGCCCGCAUGAGACCAACCUGCUUGCCACAGGUGGCGGGUCGUACGACAGACAUGUUCAUUUCUGGAACACCACUACGACGGCACGGCUGAACUCGAUCGAUACUGGGUCGCAGGUCACUUCCAUUCAGUGGUCGACAGAGUAUAAGGAGCUGGUUACGUCGCAUGGGUACCCGCACAACCACCUGUCGAUUUGGAGCUACCCGUCGUUGUCAAAGGUGGUGGAUAUCCCGGCACACGACACACGGGUUCUGCAUACGGCUCUGUCUCCGGACGGCCAGACACUAGCCACUACUUCGAGCGACGAGAGCUUAAAGUUCUGGCGCCUGUUUGAGACGCGCGGAAAGACAACGAGGUCAAGAAAGGGGUCGCCGUCGUAUGCAACGGCAGGAUCGAAUGUCAAUGCCAAUACCAGCUCACUGGGUAUGUCGCGCCCCUCGUAUAUCCGAUGA